AUGGGACCCGUUCAACCACCCCAAAGGAAGGGAAGAGUCCCUAAGUACUCCAAACAUCAACUCGACACUCUUCAAGAAAAAUUUGAUGAACUUGAAAGUAUUGGCGUCUUUAAACGCCCUGAAGAUAUUGGCAUUACUGCAGAAUACGUCAAUCCAUCCUUCCUGAUUAAAAAACCGAAUGGUGGAUUCAGGCUAGUGACUGCCUUUGCUGACGUCGGACGUUAUAGCAAACCGCAGCCAUCCCUUAUGCCAGAUAUAGACUCAACAUUAAGACAAAUAGCCCAAUGGAAGUACAUCGUUAUAACGGAUCUUACAAAGUCAUUUUACCAAAUUCCUUUGGCGAGGGAGUCAAUGAAAUACUGUGGCGUUUCUACACCAUUCCGUGGAGUGCGAGUGUAUGUGAGAUCCGCUAUGGGAAUGCCGGGUUCAGAAACUGCACUAGAGGAACUAACCUGCAGAGUCCUUGGUCACCUCGUUCAGGAAGGAGUUGUAGCCAAAAUCGCGGAUGACCUGUAUUGUGGGGGCAACACACCUGAGGAUCUUAUGCGUAACUGGGAAAGAGUCCUUGAAGCCCUACAUAGAAGCAGCCUUAAUCUAUCCACAUCAAAGACAAUAAUCGCACCAGCACCAGCUCAGGCUACAAUUCUUGGUUGGAUCUGGCAUCUCGGCACAAUUAGUGCAAGUAAACAUCGCAUUUCCACUCUUUCUACUUGCGAGACUCCCCAAACAGUAACGUCUCUUCGCUCAUUCAUUGGUGUUUAUAAGGUCUUAUCACGUGUUAUCCAGGAUACAUCACAACUCCUCUCACCACUCGAUGACAUAGUAGCUGGCCUUAAUUCCAAGGACAGAAUUGUGUGGACAGAUGAUCUGCUGUCAGCCUUCCAUAGAGCACAAGAGGCUUUAACUACACAUAAAUCUAUUACCCUUCCACGACCGAGUGAUCAACUGUGGAUUGUUACAGAUGGAGCCUUAAAGAAAUAUGGACUUGGUGCCACCCUUUAUGUAGAAAGGAACGGCAAACCCCUCUUGGCAGGUUUUUUUAGUGCAAAACUCCGCAAGAACCAGCGACAGUGGUUACCAUGUGAAAUUGAAGCCUUAUCAAUUUUCGCAGCUAUUAAGAAUUACAGUCCAUAUAUAAUACAAUCAGGGCUUCCGGCUUGUGUAUUAACUGACAGCAAACCUUGUGUUCAUGCUUACGAGAAGCUUUGCAGAGGAGAAUUCUCAGCCAGCCCCCGAGUCUCCAAGUUCCUAUCAACUGCAAGCCGCUUUCAAAUAUCCACCAGGCACAUUUCCGGUCAAGCUAUUUUGCCUUCCGACUUUGCCAGCCGAAAUGCCUCUGAAUGUAACAACACCUCAUGCCAGAUCUGUAAUUUCGACCAUCGCCAAGAGGAAUCUGUUGUUCGCCAUGUAACUACAAAAGAGGUUCUUGAUGGGAUAGCCAAUCUACCCUUUACGAGCAGGGCAGCAUGGCUCUCAAUUCAAUCUGGGUGCUCUGACCUCCGCCGUACAGUGGCCCAUCUACGUCAGGGAACACGUCCAUCAAAGAAACUUACGAACGUGAGAGACGUCAAAAGAUACCUCAAUGUUGCAUCAAUCUCGAAAGACGGUUUAUUGGUAGUAAAGCGGAACGUCCCAUUUGCGCCAAGCAGAGAUUUUAUCAUUAUCCCAAGACGGGUCCUGAACGGCUUACUUACCGCUUUGCACAUUAAACUUGACCAUCCCUCUAGUCACCAACUCAAGUGUGUUGUCAGUCGAUAUUUCUACGCCUUAGACAUGGACAAAGCUGUAGAAGUGGUCACAAGUACGUGUCACCAAUGUGCCUUCCUACAGAAAAUGCCAAAGUUUUGUCAGCAACAGAGCUCUUCUGAUCCUCCAGAAACAGUCAGCACUUCUUUUGCCGCUGAUGUUCUUAGACGUGAACGGCAAAUGGUAUUCGUGCUGCGAGAAAGCAUCACCUCUUACACAUUUACCAAAUUACUCGAGUCUGAACGCAACAAGAAACUUCGUGAUGCCAUCCUUCAACUGUUAGCCGACGUUCACCCUCUUGAUGGUCCAUUUGCUGCUAUACGAACAGACUCAGCCCCCGGAUUUAAGGCCCUAGUAAACGACGAACUUCUUGAGCGACACCGUAUCAAAUCGAACUUGGUCGCCCUAAGAACGUUAACAAGAACCCUGUGGCAGAGAGGACAGUCCAAGAACUAG
This is a messenger RNA of Saccostrea cuccullata (small rock oyster), 2202 nucleotides long. RefSeq lists its product as uncharacterized. The transcript has a single exon. The coding region runs from base 1 to 2202 and encodes 733 amino acids. NCBI's taxonomy places the organism in Eukaryota, Metazoa, Mollusca, Bivalvia, Ostreida, Ostreidae. The record is from RefSeq and is a predicted model, not a curated record.